AUGAGUCAGUUCAAAGAAAUAGCUUCUCCUCCAUGGGGCUCAUUGCCCGUUGAGUGUUAUCUGCUUAGCAAAUGGGACUCUUCCUUGAGCCUAUCAGUCGAAGAACAGCGAGAGGCGCUUGUAAAAGCCUUUAUCCAAGAAAAUGACAUCUCAGACUUCACUUCAAUCUCAGGAGAAGCACUGGCAGUGGACAGACAAGAGCUGAUCCAAACAGUACUAGUACCCUGGCGUUCGCAGAAGCUUCGUCGCAUAGCUGAGAAAUACAAUCCUGGAAAGUCCCUGUUUGACGUAAUUAUCGUCUUACGCACUUACUAUGGCGGUGACAGUGACAAUAAGUUCAGUCGCUGGAUUAAGGAUGCGUCCGACACAUUCGACGAUAUGGAUCCAUCUGGCGAUCUGUUUGGGCCAUUUAAUGAACGCUGGUGGCGCGUCUUCGAUGACCCUUCUCUCUUCGAUAUGGGCUCUCAAGAAUGGCAGGCUGUAUAUACAGUCCUCCCAGAAUUAGCCACGCCAGAACUACAGCGAGAGUUUAACGAUCAAGACGUACGAGAGGCGAAGGAAUUGGCGUCGUGCGUUUGCGACUCCCGAAACCCAGAAGAGGGUGACUACGAAGAUGCCAUUUGUGCAACAGCUAAUAUUGGAUUCUGGUUGAUCGUCGCUGACGAAGAGGCUUUCAAUGACAAGCAAUUACUUCUGGUCUUUAUGGAUAAGAAGGGCAAUGUUGUCAGACAAGCAGCUGUCAAUCCGAACGAUUUACCCAAUCUACCUCAUUAUAUCCUACGCGGAUCAAUCACUGAAUCUGGGUUUUGGAGUGAUGCAGAAGUGGGAAAGAAGUACAAGACACGAGGGCAGAUUAUGCGCGCAGUACUACCGCUUGUCAUGGCUGAGUCAAAGUGA
This is a messenger RNA of Fusarium venenatum, 897 nucleotides long. RefSeq lists its product as uncharacterized. Lineage: Eukaryota; Fungi; Ascomycota; Sordariomycetes; Hypocreales; Nectriaceae. The record is from RefSeq and is a predicted model, not a curated record.